UUGGUGGCGCCACAGAGUUUGAUGUGCAAGAUGGCGUCGUACACAAUCGGGCCCGAAGAUGUAUGCUUGUGGUACUCAGACACUCACCUUCGGCUGCCGGAGUUCCGUAAAACGUUGCAAAGGCAGGAUUUCCCGAGAGCAACCCGCACCCUACUGGAAUGGCUGCAUCGGUACUUUGUGCAGUGUGAGAACUUCCCACCGGGGAAGUUCCCUAACCAAGACUGUGUUCAUCAACUCAUUGAGGAGUUUGUCUUUUAUCGAAAUUCGGGUACCAGCAGGGUGCAGCAAAAACUGACAGCUAUUCAAGAACUGAGACUUCUGGAGGAGCUGUGCAACCAUUUCCAGCUCAACCAAGAUCUGAUCACCAGACAUAAUGUCUUUGAUGCCUUCUUUGGUUGCAAGCCGGGACCGAUAGCGACAGUGGAUGAACACCGAACAGGGGCACUGAGUAAACUGGUCUCCAUGGCCAUCGCCGUGAACUGUAUCCCUGUGCUUGACUGUGCAGCUGUCUUGCUACACAACCAGGGCGCGUCUGAGGCCACCCUGGCCCUCACCAGUAGUCUGGUGGAGGAUUACUGCAUCUUGAUCCCCACAGCAUGCGAGCUGCUCAGGGACUUGGUGGACUCCUCACCGCAAUUUGUGUGCCAGCUUAUGUCCUCCAUAUCAGCCCUGUAUGACAUUGACAGAGAUCCAAAGAAGAAGAAUCUUCCCCAUUCAGCCUUGCUGGAGGUGCUCACUAGCUGGACCAGCAAACACCCUCUCAUCUUCAUUGAACAUUUCCUGAAUCCACCCCCAAAUAUCCCAUCAUUCCAUGGUACUACUGACCCGCCCCCGGGCUCCUUGCCCUCACUGCCGGGCCCCUUCCCUGGACUGAUCAAGGCCUGUGUUCUCUCUCCGCUGGUUUCCCUGCGGUGGAAGCCCCCGUCGCAGGCGGACAUUGCACACGCCAGCCUCAAAGAGGAUUCAACAUUGCAUCUCCUGUAUUCCAGAUUACAUCUAGGUGUUCUCCAAGCCCUCCUCUCAACCCAGCAGAAACUCAAGUACAGGGCUGCCAAGUCCAAACACGAGGAACCGCUGUCGGAGAGAGAUGUCGAGGGCAUCGUUGCCAGCCUGAAAAGGCUGCUGGGUGGAAUUGAUGAUGAAGAGGAGGCAAGGGAGGUUGUUGAUGUCUCCUUGGACCGGUUGGCCCAAGUGGUUCAAGUAUCCCUGUACACAGGGGCUCUGCAUUGUUGCAGGAGUACCCUAACAGCAGCUCUUGAUGGUCUACCUGACAAUCAGCUACUCUCCCUGGUUUUACAGCAUGAGGGCGCUAUGCAGAGUUAACUGAAAAAGAGCUUGUGAGACCAGACUGCCACUCUUCCUGUCAGUGUGUCCACUUAGAUGGAGAAAAGUCCACCUGUUCUUGCUUCUCUUAUAUUUUACAUGUUUAUAAAUGUUCUAAAUUUGAAGAAAUUGUACUUGUGGACAUUUGUGUGUUUUUUUGCAUUUUAAGAAUCAAGUUAUUUUUCAACAGGAUGCAGCAUAUAGAAAUAAGGUUUCUCUUUUAACACUGAAAUUCAGGCACACAUAGAAAACAAAGUAAAGUUGUUUCACAAAAGCCAUCUUACAAUUUAUAAGGGUUCCCAAAAAUUUCAUUUAGGGCUGUCCACUGAAAUCCUCCAGAAGUGUAUAUAUGUAUGUGUAGCAAUAAAGAAUAUGUAAUUAUGAUACAGUG
This is a messenger RNA of Acanthaster planci (crown-of-thorns starfish), 1714 nucleotides long. Its product is annotated as integrator complex subunit 15-like. Lineage: Eukaryota; Metazoa; Echinodermata; Asteroidea; Valvatida; Acanthasteridae. The record is from RefSeq and is a predicted model, not a curated record.